AUGUCACGAGAAGAGCUCGGCUGCCGCGCCGGUGCUGUUCCGCGACCGAUACCCACUGCCCUCAUCGCGGAGACCCUGCAGAAUCUGGCCAAGGCUAAGUGGUUCAAGUUGGACGUGGUGGCCGCUUUCCAUAAGAUCCGCAUGGCUCCGGGACAUGAGGGAAAGACUGCAUUUCGCACGAGGUUUGGGCUCUACGAGUGGCUCGUGUGCCCUUUCGGCCUGAGCGGCGCCCCGGCAUCAUUCCAACGAUACAUGAACAGUGUAUUGCGCGAAUGGCUGGACGACUUUGUCACAGCGUACCUGGAUGAUGUACUGAUCUACUCGAGCGGUUCGAAGGCGGAUCAUGAGGCUAAGGUGCGACGAGUUCUCCAAGCACUCGCCGACGCUGGGCUGCACCUAGACCCAGCGAAGUGCGAGUUUUCGGUACAAGAGCAGCGCGCCAUCCGCGAAUGGGAGGCCCCGACCACGGUGAAGGGUGUCAGAAGCUUUCUGGGCUUCGCCAACUAUUACCGGAUCUUCAUCCCCGACUAUGCCAAGAUCACGCAGUCUCUGGAUGCCCUGCUUAAGAAAGGAACUGCCUUUCAUUGGGGACGAGCGGAGAACGAGGCGUUUCAGGAGCUGAAGCGACGAUUUUGCGAGUCACCGGUGCUCAAGCAGUGGGACCCGAGCCUCCUGACCUUUUGGAGACGGAUUGCUCAGGCUACGCAUUGGGAGGCGUCCUGUCGCAGGAAGCGACUUUCGCCAGCGGAGUACAACUAUCCCAUUCACGACAAGGAGAUGCUUGCCAUCAUGAGAUGUCUCGACAACUGGAACGCCGAACUUAGGAGCUGCGGCCCAUUUACAAUCCUUACCGAUCACCGCAACCUGAGUAUUUCAUGA
Hirsutella rhossiliensis is the source of this 879-nucleotide messenger RNA. Its product is annotated as reverse transcriptase (RNA-dependent DNA polymerase) domain-containing protein. The transcript has 5 exons. The record is from RefSeq and is a predicted model, not a curated record. Lineage: Eukaryota; Fungi; Ascomycota; Sordariomycetes; Hypocreales; Ophiocordycipitaceae. The coding region runs from base 1 to 879 and encodes 292 amino acids.